Molecule: messenger RNA, 1931 nt
Organism: Solanum stenotomum
Lineage: Eukaryota; Viridiplantae; Streptophyta; Magnoliopsida; Solanales; Solanaceae
Product: probable lysophospholipase BODYGUARD 3
Exons: 4
Coding region: 308-1738 (476 amino acids)
Source: RefSeq, a predicted model, not a curated record
AAAGAACAACUCAACCCCACACGUUAUCCCUCCAAUAAAAUCCAAGCCAACAAUAUUGUCUUGUCAUUUUAUAAUUUUCCAUAGCCCUUUUGCUUAUAUUUUCUAAACAAAAUACCUUUCCUUUUAAGGUAUUGUGAGAUUUAUUUUUUCUUGUAUUUGUAUUCUUAGUGUCAUUAGUUGUUUUUUUGCAACAUCUAAUGGCACUAGGAACUUUAACAUAAUCUUUGUGACAUACCAAAGCAAGGUUGAAACACAAUCUUUGUGAAUCUUGACAUCCUAAAAUUCACUCUUUUUCGGACAAAUUAAUAUGUCGAUUAUCGAAAGGGUGAAAUCAACAUUCACAAUGGCAGGGAGAAUAUUGAAUGAAGUCAUUAGCUUCUUUGUGUUCACAGUUCUUGACGUUCUUGAUUUUUUGCUAUGUUAUAUUUACAGAGUAAUUGAUUUCAUAGUUGAAGCAGAGUGGAAGCCCUGUUACUGCUCGUCGGUUAAACAAACCAUAACGAGCAGUGGCACAAUCUUGGUUUCCGAGUCCAAGAUUGUGUGUCUGACAUCUUCUUCUUCUAGCUGCAAUAAAUUGCAGCUAGAAGAGAUAUCAGACACAUUGUACACGCGAUCUUCGUUAGUAUCUGAAGUGUCGAAAUCUACUAUGAAUGAGCUUAAAAGGCUUAAAUUGGAGAAUGCUGCCCCAAUUUUCAAAAGAGGAACUCUGCGCUCAACUUUUACUGUUAACUCAUCUAUUGUCGAAAUGCUACAAGGCAAAAUUGGUGGCUUAAAAUCAAAUAUUGUUCCAAGAUGGUCGGAUUGUGAUUGUAAAACUUGUAAUUCUUGGACUGCCUCUUCUAAAGAUUCACUUUUUGUCCAUGUUGACGGUGCCAAAGAGAACGUACGAGAAAAUGUGAUUUUCAUACAUGGAUUCAUAUCAUCAUCAGAAUUUUGGACAGAAACUGUGUUUCCAAACUUUACAAAGGCUACAAAAUCAAAGUAUCGAUUAUUCGCGGUGGAUCUACUAGGAUUUGGAAGAAGUCCGAAGCCAAAUGAGUCACUUUACACCUUAAGAGAACAUCUAGACAUGAUUGAAAAAUCAGUACUAGAGCCAUACAAUGUGAAAUCUUUUCACAUUGUGGCACAUUCAUUGGGAUGCAUAUUGGCACUGGCACUUGCUGUAAAGCAUCCUGCCUUAAUUAAAUCCCUCACUUUACUUGCACCGCCAUAUUUUCCAACUCCUAAGGGAGAAGAAGCAACGCAGUAUAUGAUGAGAAGAAUCGCGCCGCGACGAGUAUGGCCUGUGAUUGCUUUUGGGGCAUCUCUAGCUUGUUGGUAUGAGCAUGUUAGCCGAACAAUUUGCUUACUCAUCUGCAAAAACCAUCGCUUGUGGGAGUUUCUUACCAAACUCAUCACCAGAAACAGGAUAAAAACAUACUUAGUAGACGGAUUUUGCUGUCACACACACAAUGCAGCAUGGCAUACACUACACAACAUCAUUUGUGGUACUGCUGGAAAAAUAGAAGGAUACUUAGACAUGGUGAAAAAUCGUCUAAAAGGCGAAGUCACGGUGAUUCAUGGUGAAGACGAUGAACUUAUCCCUGUCGAAUGCAGCUACAAUGUACAGUCCAGAGUCCCUCAUGCUCGCGUUAACGUUGUCAAGAACAAAGAUCAUAUCACCAUUGUUGUAGGAAGACAACAAGCUUUUGCUAGAGAACUUGAAGAAAUUUGGAAUAAUAAUUCCACUAGUAAUUGAAAUAUUUUUACAAGUGUUUGAUUAUUUUCAACAUCCUAAAGAAAUGUUAUUACUCGUUACGUACGUACCACAUAUCUUUUUUUUUUUAUCAUAAGUUAAAAACUAUAUCUAAUGAAGCAAAAUUAAUUUGGAUAUAGUGAAAGCUUUAUUGGACUAGUUUAUUUUCAUUUCCUUUUUUUUUUGUUGUUGAAUA